Molecule: messenger RNA, 6542 nt
Organism: Priapulus caudatus
Lineage: Eukaryota; Metazoa; Priapulida; Priapulimorpha; Priapulimorphida; Priapulidae
Product: autophagy-related protein 2 homolog B-like
Exons: 40
Coding region: 84-6290 (2068 amino acids)
Biological process (GO): autophagosome assembly; reticulophagy; piecemeal microautophagy of the nucleus
Cellular component (GO): phagophore assembly site; extrinsic component of membrane
Molecular function (GO): phosphatidylinositol-3-phosphate binding
Source: RefSeq, a predicted model, not a curated record
GAUGACGAUCUUACACAGAUGAAUCUGUUUACAUUUUGUAGCUUUCAGGUAUUAUACUUGCAUCUGUUCGUAUAGCAAAUAUAAUGCCUUGGUACUUUCCAUGGACAGACUCAAUAAAGAAAAGAGCCUGCAGAUAUUUACUGCAACGUUAUUUGGGUCAGUUUCUACAGGAAAAGCUGAGCUUGAAUCAGUUGAGUAUUGACUUAUACAAUGGCACGGGCACAAUCAAAGAAUUGCAGCUGGAUGUUGACGCACUGAAUGAGUUGCUGGAGACGGCCAACUUGCCUCUAGAAAUCAUUGAUGGUUUUGUAGGCAGCAUAUCCGUCGUUAUACCAUGGUCUGCUUUGCUGAUAGAGAGCUCUGUUGUGGAAAUAUCGGGGCUGGAGUUCACCGUUCAGCCCAAGCAGCGAUUAGAUGAUGUGGCAAUGUUCGAGUCCAUGGUGAGUAGUAUGACCACCAGCAUGCAAUUGGCGCAGGAGUGCCUUCGUCAAGACAUAACUAACGAGGAAGCGGAGGAGCUGGAGUUUGCGCAGCCCUUUGAGGGCCUCGAGUCUUUUGCUCAGACAAUUGAAUCAGUGCUUUCAAGAAUCAGAGUGACAUUCUUAGAUGUGAUAGUGCGGUUGGAACAUGUGCCAAAAGAAUGCAAGUCUGGAGUGGGAUUGGAGCUUAGGAUUGACAGGAUCGAAUAUUUCGAUGAGGCAGGUAGUGAGCUGAGUGGCAACUCCGACCUGUCGAAGACUGUACACGAGACACCCAUCUUUGUUACGAAGGUGCUGCAGGUGUUCGGCCUGACUGUGUUUUGUGAUGAGUUUCCAGCAUAUGCUAGGACGCACUCCCGAGGUUCUUCAAGCAUGGACUUGUUCAUGUCUGCCCCAGAGUCACCUACCGACACUUUGAUACAGCCAAGAGAGAGUGAUUCACCACCUACGACAAGCACAUUUCAGUCUAACCCCAUCGUCAUUGGCAAAUUUUCUGGCAAACAUGAAGUCAAAGUGAAAUUGAAACAAAAUGACGCAGUCUCUGGACCAAAGUUUGAGCUCGAUGGAUUCCUUGGUUAUGCAAACUUUUUUCUCUCACCAAGACAAGUCCACAUUCUUGCAGGCAUGCUAAGUGGACUCAUUUUUCCAGAGACGGAGGACAGCAGUAAUGUUAGUCAUCAGGCAAGAAACAAACCUAUGCAAGCCGCUGAUUACCAGAAGAUAGAGAGUGAUCUGCAGAAGCAGAUCCGUGGUGUGCACACCAGCAGGAGGCCUGAGCAAGACCUGGUCACAGCACAUCUAGACUUUGACGAGGAUUAUUUCCCUGUGUCAGAGCAGAUGACUACCGUGGGAGUGGAGAGCAUGGUGUCUAGCAUCUCUAGUGACAUCAGCACCACGAGCACUGCAAAGAGUGACACCUCAGUUCCGUAUGGGAACUACUUUUACACUGGAGGUAAGCUGUCUUCGCCCUUCCGUGCAGUGCCAGCGAAACCAGUAGCACACAACAUCAGACAUCACUCUGUUAAACAGAAAGGUAAGCAUGGGAGCAUCGAUGAUCCCGCCGCUGACCUCACCCGAUACAAGGUCACGAUUAGCUGUCUGUCCGUUACGGUACUGCAUGAAGAUCCAGCGUCAAGCUCUCUCUCAGCAGAGAGAAAGGCAUCUUCCACAGGCUGCAUGGAUGAGAAGCAGAAGCGACUAGCAGAUGCAUUCUUUGAAGCUGUGAUGGGCAUAAGUGUCGCCGGUUACACUCAUCAACUGCACCUCCUUAGGGAGGAUUUUGCACGCGCCUGCUCGGCGGAUCACUUGCGGCUUAUAGCAUCACCCAUUACCCUCGAAGCCUGUGAGAAAAAGUCGAUCUCUCAUCGUAAUCUCGUGGCAACGGUCACCACGGGUAAUGCAGAGGUUGUUGAGUGCCUGUUUGAAAAGACGAGUAACGUCGCAUCUCAGGAAGGUCCACUGAACGAGCUGGUCAUGCCACACUAUAGCGAGCUGCUAAAGUUUACAAAGGAAUCACUGGAAUCACCUAGCAUAAAGGUUUCAGUGGAUAUUGUUGAGAGAAUAAGCCCUCAGGUCCGUCGAACUAGGAAUAGCAGCAAGCAACCUAAGACAGAAAUUCAUAUAGAGCUGGCAGAUUGCUCCUCCGACAUAGACAUCUCUAUUGUUGACAGACUCCACACACUGCUUAACCCACACUGGCCUCCGACUGCUCCAACUUCUAGCAUGUACAAACCAGCAGCUUCUAGCAUGGGACCGACACCCCUGAACUACUUCUCACAAGCUAUGGAUGAGGGUCCAUCACCCGAUGAUAACAAGGUCGAUCUACACAUAUCCAGUUCACUGGCAACGUUCAACGUUCACUUCCCGAUUGCCGACCUACGGCCCGAGCAGAACCGGCGCCCCUGGUGGCAGAGAGAGCUCAGAAAGGAGGUGCUAAUAUUGGAUUGUACAGAGCUGUACAUGCAUACUGUGAUCGGGAAUGAGGAUGGACAGCACAAGUUGGAGUUCACUAGCAAGGAGGUGCAUGUCGCAUUCCGAGAGUCACCAAGCAAGCCUCCCAUUUCUAUAGGACGAAUAAGCCGUGGAACCAACGGUGAUAGCUUCAGUUCAAAACGAGAUGAAGAAUUUGACUGGCCAAGGGUGGUGUUGAAAUUCAAUCCGGGAGUACAUCGCUCAGUGCUGGAAGAGCAACAGCUGACGGAAUCGGAUCCGGAGUCCAGCAGCAUGCCAUAUAUGGAUGAAACCUGUAACAUCAAGAAGCCAGAACCGUCACCUUUCUCUUCUCGGAAAGUCAUGUAUGAAAGUGAAGAGAUGGUGAUGCCAGGUGACAAACAGGAGAUGAUGGAGUUUCAGGACAAAGCUGCUGUUAGAACAGAGAUUGUAUUGGAGCUAAACUUACCAAACGUUAAUGUGUUUCUGCCAAGCAAAGACUUAUAUGAGCUUAUAUACAACAGACUAUGCAAUGACCUUUUCCUCUGGGAGUCUCUAGCACCGGCACCCAAAGAGAAGUCCGACCACUGCAUCAGUAUGGCACCACUGUCACUAGCUAGCCACUUACUGCCCAAAUCAGAAUAUUUCAGCUUGUGCAAGUCAGCACUGCCUUAUGAUUCAGAUUCAGAAUCUGAAGAUGAAAGUGGGCAAUACAGCACUGAGCAGCGGAGAGUGCACCGGUACCGGCAGAAGGCAGAAGCAUCAGGCCCCAGCAAGGUGGCCAUCAUACUCAAUGUUGCACAGGGUCAGGUGACACUUAGAACACCUAUCAAGGAUGUCAAUGGAGAGGAGAUUCUUGGUAGACAUGGACAGUUGGUUGCUCAGGUCACAGAUGGGAGUAUGUUCCUGGUUGCCUGCUAUAAAGGCCAACCAGAGGUUGCAUACAUGUGGUUCCUUUCAAACCGCUUUGCUCUUUUCCACAGAGCAUCAGUAUCGAAUUCAACCCCAUGCCCAAAACUAGAGCGGGUCACAAUGAAGUACCCUACUGGCAUGGACCCGACACUGUACAAGUCAGAGAGUGGAGUUCACACAAAACUAUCAGGGCAGGUGGGGUCAGGCGGGGACAGUCUGGACAUGCUUAGUGUUGCUCUGAAGCUUAACUUGGACACCUACAGGAGUAUAAAGGACAUAGUAGUGGCUCUAGCAGUUCGUGGGGCAACAUUGCAGUAUAGAGUGAGUCCCGCAGGCCAGACCUGGCUGGACCAGGUGAUGGACUUCUUUAAAGUGUAUGACUAUCCUGUAUUGGGCUACAGCUUCCCUGCCGUUGUAACGGAGCUUCAUGUACACGUGUACAGCUGCGCCGUUGAUUACAGGCCAUUGUAUUUACCUCUGAGAGCCAUUGCUGUUGUAGAAGCUUUCAGCGUAUCCAGUAAUGUGGUAGCUGAAUCUCCUACAUCAUUACUAAGGUUCAUAUUGGAAGAUGCAAGUCUUUAUCUAUCUGAGAAGUGUGAAGCUCCUGUGGUGGAACUGAAGAAAAAUUACGUCUGCGUGAUGGACCUCGGCUUAUUUGAGCUGGUGCUGAGGAUGAGCACGGGACAGGACCGGCGCUACCCCAAGGUGGACAUGCGCGCGAGCAACAACAUACUGCACAUCCGCACAUGCGCCGAUUCCUGCAUCGCGAUGCAGCGUUUGCUCACCUACCUGGCUGCCGAUGGCGACCUCACUGGCGACUCGAUAUCAACUGCUUCUUCCAAGGUGUCGACGACGGAGACAGCGAGAAGUGACAGCCCGCUGCAGGGCUCCGUUCACGGCAGCGAGGUUCACGACCUGAUGGCGGAGGCCAUGCGCGAGUCCUGUAGCUCCAGCCCGGAAAUGAGCCCCGGAGGAACUAGACGGAGAAGCCACGACGUGACGGGUGCUGACGGCUGCGAGGUCUUCUUCUUCCCUGACGAGGGAAACCGAGGGGACGGCGACACAAGGUCGAUGGGCUCAGCGGAGAUGUCGGGAAGCAAGACGUCGACGACGACAGCGACGACCGACGACACGGAGGAGGUGAUGGAUGAUGAGGAGUUCUGCAUCAUCAAUGACCCAGGACUCGGCAUAAUCCCAAGAAGUGGAGAACCAGAGAUUAGAAUUCUUACGCACGAGCCGGUCAAAGUUGUGGACAACCAUUUUAAGCUUCCAGAGGGGAAAGCUGACCAACUGAAAGCUCCAGAGCACUUCCCCGUACCAGUGAUGAGAUACACCCUUCGUGAGAUGACUGUCGUUUGGCAUAUGUAUGGAGGGCACGACUUUGAAAAAUGUGAGGGUGCCGACUUGAGGAAAGAUAAGCUUGCACUCGGUACGAUGGCAUCGCCGGCAAAGUCUCCAGGUGAUUUCAUGCCCAUGGCAUCCCCAUCUCUGGGUACAAUUAGCCGAGAGCGUCCGUACCUGCAGGACUAUGCAGGAGUAAAGACGAAAAGGUUGUCAUGGGUUCACAGGGGUGGGCCUGGACGUUGCAUAGACACAUGCAUGGAGCUUCAGCUCAGUAAGAUUCGCUUCCAGUUUGAGCAGUACCCAGACACAACAGCGCACGCAAGCCGAAUAAUACUCAUGGUGAAGGAUGUGGAAAUACGUGACCGCCUUCACAGCAGUCAAAUAAACAAGUUCCUGUACCAGUACACAAGCGAGGCAAGACCCAAGCAAGCUCAUGCCAACAUGGUUGUGGUGAAGGCAGUCAACAUGCGACCAGAGAAGAAUGUAGCAACAGAGGAGUGUUCACUGAAGAUCUCUAUUCAGCCUCUGCGUCUCAAUGUUGAUCAGGAUGCACUUUUCUUUCUGCGAGAUUUCUUCACGGAGAUUACAGUAGAUACAGGGACUCAACAUGAGUCAGGUCCAAAGACUUUGCCCGACCCGCCGGUCAUGCUGACCCAGAAUGCACCGGAGCAGACGGACGAACCGGAGCAGGAGAUGCUGCUUAUGUUCGGAGAGGAUUCGCAGUUUGCUGAAGAACUUCAACAGAGGCUUUCCGCCGACCAUCAGGGAGCAGCCAUGGCAGAGGACCUGCCACCUGUCCCUCAGCCGAUCUUCUUCAAGUCAUUCGUGUUUUCCCCGGAAGUUCCCAUCAGAUUGGACUAUCAGGGCAAGAGAGUGGACAUGGAACAAGGCACCUUCACUGGACUCAUUAUUGGCCUGGCUCAGUUCAAUUGUACUGAACUGAAACUAAAGAAACUCAGCUAUCGCCAUGGGCUGCUUGGAUUGGACAAACUAGCAGUAUAUGCAGUCAAGGAAUGGCUAGAGGAUAUAAAGAAGUGCCAAAUACCUAACAUAUUAGGUGGAGUUGGACCCAUGUCAUCCCUGGUUCAGCUUGUGCAAGGAGUCAAGGAUCUAUUCUGGCUGCCUAUAGAGCAGUAUAGGAAGGACGGUCGUAUUGUGCGAGGGCUGCAGCGAGGAGCCGUGGCCUUCUCCACCACAACAACCAUGGCUGUGCUAGAGCUUACCCACAGGACAGUCCAGAGCAUUCAGAGUGCAGCUGAGACGGCUUAUGAUAUGAUGUCACCAGGUCCCAGUGUAAAACUUCAUCACCCAGGGCAACAUAAACGACAUCCCAAUGCUACGCAGCCUGCAGACCUUAGAGAAGGUGCCACUAAAGCCUACUAUGUGCUAAAAGAGGGUAUUGGAGAGACGACCAAGAAUCUAGUUCAGGUGGCGACCGAGGAGCAUGAGCACAAGGGCGUGUACGGUGCGGUGGGCGGGGUUCUCAGACAGAUACCGGGCACCGUCGUAAAACCUGUGAUCUUUGCGAGUGAAGCCACGUCAAACGUGUUGGGAGGCAUGCGCAACCAGCUGCAACCAGACGCUAGGAAGGAGGCCGUCGAAAAGUGGAAGAAGGACUAUGAGUGAUUGUAUAUUUUUCCAUUAUCAUUGCGCACCUCGAUGUGAAAAAGCCAUUAUUUAGCGGCAGCAGUGCCACCCUUGCUUUCAGUUUAGCAAACUUGUUUUGUACAUAAGAAUUGUCCUUGUAGAUGAGUGCAGUACAUCGUGAUCUGCUAAAAUAUCUUAAUAGUCUCAUGUAAUGAGAAUAAGAAAGUAUUGCAUAAAGUUGUCAAUUAUAGAACUCAGUGGACAAAAUUAUAUUAUAUAUGUAUAUAUAUA